This is a messenger RNA of Ceratitis capitata (Mediterranean fruit fly), 2093 nucleotides long. It is a transcript of the gene hd, whose product is annotated as protein downstream neighbor of son homolog. The record is from RefSeq and is a predicted model, not a curated record. Gene Ontology annotation, biological process: nuclear DNA replication. Gene Ontology annotation, cellular component: nucleus. The coding region runs from base 189 to 1949 and encodes 586 amino acids. NCBI's taxonomy places the organism in Eukaryota, Metazoa, Arthropoda, Insecta, Diptera, Tephritidae. The transcript has 4 exons.
CAAUAUUAGCAUCCAAGCCUUUUUUCCAUUAAUUGGCAACAUGAAACCUAAACACAGCUGACCUCUCUAAAAAAUACAACAUAAUUUUUGUGCAAAAAUUAGGCGCCCAAUGCCUAAUUCUACUUAUUGAAAUUUUUAUUGGAAUAUUAGUAGCAGUUGCAGAAAUAAAUUUACAAACAUUUCGCAUUAUGUCAACUACUAAAGACUGCAGCCAGCAAAACUGGAAACACCCAGAUGAGCUCAUUAAGCUGCACAGAUUGAAACAGAAGAAAAAGCAGCUAGCUGCGCGUUUAAAUCAAAACAAAGUCACAACAUGCCUGGAAAAGUGUGAACUAGACAAAAAAGAAUUAUUGGAGGCGAAAAUUGCACAAAAACGAAAAAACCCAUUUGCAAUCAAGGCAACAGAUGCAAAACGAAACCGUACUGAUGGCACUCCGCUUAUUGAAGAUGAUUCCCUACUAUCUUUUAUCGACACUCCACCACCGAAGAAAGAAUCAUUUGUACGUGAAACGCCCACACGUCCACCGCCAGCAAAAUUGACAUUGCAGCCCUUCGAUCCGAAAUCAUUUGCUGCUAUGCUACAUGGUCAAUCGACGACAGAAAAUGAUGAAGAUGGCGUUUUAGAGGAGCAAAAAAUUACUAAACAUUUACCAAUGGACUGGAGUAUAAAAACGCGUGUGCGAAUAUUUUGUAAAAGUGAAUUGCCCACAACUACACUAAAAACGAGUCAGUUCGCAAGUGGAUUGACCAGUUUUGUGCGAUGUAUUGACCCACAAAAUAUCCAUUGCGGUUUAGAUAUAUCGCCUGCAACUCGCUUCAAUCAGUCCAGUUACUAUUGGCAAUAUCCUUACCUACCUUGGAUGACACUAUUCCCACGUAAUGCGAAAUGCAACAAUGGUAUUGUUCUUGGUGAACGAGAGCGCAAGGCCCUGGCUGAUGACUGGGAUUAUAGUUUUAGAGGUUUAUUUCAAUUGCUGCGUGCACGUCAAUGUCCAUACUUUUAUCUUUGCGCAAACACAUUUACCGUAUUAUUUCGUGCCGCAGGCACAGGUGGUUGCGUAGAAACACAUGCACUCAUGUCGCCAAGUACUCGAGGCGUGCGUAGUGCGUUGCGUCAGGAGGGCAUCGAGUACACGAUGCCGUUAAAAAAUGAUGGCGCUUUAAAUAAGUCUGAUGAUGGUAACUUUACAGAGGAAAGCAACAGUGCUGAUGCAGUGACUGAAGUUAGUGGUGGCAGCAGCGGUGACGGCUCCAAUCAACUACUAGUCGACGAUGAUGAGGAAGAUACCGACAACUUUUUGGAAAAUUUAGAAGUAAACGAUAAAGAUAUGCGCAGGAUUCAAACCGAGCAUACCCGCAGAAUGAAUGUUAAGGAAAUGGCCGAUGAUUUCAGUGAUAACUCACUUUUGCUAAUAGAGGGUGUAGAAUGUCAAGGAUUUUUUAGCUUUUUGCUAAAUGCCAAAAGUACCAUUUCAAAUGUUGGCAGGCUUGCAGGUAUACCCCCUACACUGUUGGCACCCGUAGCAUUCCCAAAAGCUACAAUGCAACAUUUGACUACGCGUUCCAGUAAAGUACGUAUGGAUGGUGUAGAUUAUAAUAGCAUCGAAGUUAAAGGUGUGAUAUUGCCCUCUUUCUUGCCGUACGCUUGCCACUUACUUGGAGAAACAAAAGACACAUUUAGCGCAACACUUGCCAGCAAUACCAACACACUGGCUUUCAGCAAGGCCACACAACGUAUGUCGGAACGGGCAAGUACCUCAUCAAAUGAACUAGAGCGAGAUAAAGUUUCCAAUGGCGAUACUGCUGGGCAGGUAUUUGGACAAGAGAACUUGUCGGACUGCGGGCUACUUCCCAGUGUUGUAGAGUGCAUGUGCCGCACAGGUGAAAAUUCCAUCGCACUUUUGGAACGUGUAUGCUAUGAUAAAGAAUGUGGCUUUGCAUGGAGCUGACAUGCCUAUCAAAGCUGAAAUGAUAUAUUCCUACACGGCAUGUUGCGCAAAUCUCACAAGCAAAUACUCUUACGACAGCUAGUAAUACGCAAUUAUAUAGUUAACUUUUUUUUAAAUAUAUAUAUUCAAACAAAAUAAUAAUUU